Cladocopium goreaui is the source of this 2241-nucleotide messenger RNA. The record is from the annotation of a GenBank genome assembly. NCBI's taxonomy places the organism in Eukaryota, Dinophyceae, Suessiales, Symbiodiniaceae.
AUGUGGAAAGCCCCAAGGGCCUGGAGAAGGCUGAUCCGCUCCGAGAAUUUUGAGAAACUCUUCGCGGAGGCUUUCAAAGAUCCUGCCUUUCCACGUGACCGUCUGGUGGAGCUUUUGAAAUUGGUGGCGGCCAAGGGUGGGGCGACUGAACUUGCGGACGUUUUACAGCUGGUCACCAAGGUCGAGGAUGAAGAGAAACUCGGCCUGAAUGACUUCCACCAGAUCUUAGAUCUUCUGCUGGCGCGGGUCCCAACCCCCAGAGCCAUGGUGCGUGUGCUGUUGAAUCUGGCCGUGCGUCGGCCCGAAGAUGUGGUGCCUUUGGUCCCUCCAACCAUUGGCUUUGGAAGAGGAAGGCACAACGAGAUGGAGGAAAGAGAAGAGUUGUUCAAGCUGUUUGAGGGCUGCCAGGCAGUUGGUGAAACCACCGACGCUCUGGAUGCCUUUCGCGCUUUAAAGAAGGUGGAGAUUGAAGAGUUGAUGAACAGAGUGGAGAUCCCAGCUGCCGAUUUUUCUGACUACUAUCCUCACUUUCUGAUUUUGUUGGUGCUUGACUUCCUAGAAGAACUGGUCCAGAGCCAGGAAGCCUUGGCUCGCAUGCCUGAAAGCCUCAUGGCUACUGGUAGGCUGGUGCCAGAGAUGUCCACGGAGAUCAGUGUCAACGGAAAGAGCUUGGUUUGUUCGAAGGUGGGUCCCUACAAGUUCGAAAAAGGCGAUCAGAGUGUGGGACAAGGCGUCCUGCUUUGCACAGCUGGUUCCGACCCCUUGCAGGGUGGCGCCCUGGCUUAUGGCCGCAUCGAAAUGGUGAUGGAAGACUUUGACAGAGAAGGUGUGAGGCUGAUUCUGAACGUUGGUGGCAAGAACGAGGUCCAGAAUCUGGACAAAAAGAGGUCCUUAGACAUCUACAGCUCAGUGAAUCUGGUGGCCUUUGAACGACAAUUUCAGGCACUGAAGAAAAUUGCAACUGCAUCCGGUGCCAAGCGUUUUCCUUUAUGGGAGCUGCUGCCGCUCAGUGGAGUGGGUGGAGAUAUCCUGGACAGCUGGGCUGCAAGAAUGCGAAAUGCGGUCAAUGGCUCGAAGGGACCGGAGGGAAGACGCAAGGUAGCAGAUGAAGAGCAGGACGCAGGCGAGAACCCUGAAGUCUCCGGAGGAGUUUCGAAACUGCGAGCCUUGGCUAAGGAAGGGCCUGUGAUCAGCCCCAAGGGUUGUUUGCUCCUGAAGGAUUUCUCGGACUUUUUGGAGGGCGACGAGGUGGACCUGGACCCCGACAUCUCUGAGUCCGUCUCCAGGCUCAACGACUCACAGCAGCAGGCGGUACAGGCAGCCCUGGCCCAGCAGCUCACGGUGAUCCAAGGGCCUCCAGGGACAGGGAAGACCCACGUCUCCGUGGAGAUUUUGAAAAUGUGGGCGCGGAUGGGGGUGAAGCCAGUGCUGGUCACCUCCCAUAAUAACAUCGCAGUGGACAACAUUGCAGAGAAGGCAUAUGCUGCUGGGCUCCGGGUGGUCCGUUUGGCCAAGGGAGAUCGGGUGAGUCAGGAGUUGGAUGAGUGCACGCUGAACUCGCUGAUCGAGGAGCAAUAUCCAGGCCUGGAUUAUGGUGACAAGACUGCGCGCUAUGAGGCCUGCCAGAACAUUAUCGAUGCCGCCGAUGUUGUCUGCGUCACUACGAUCUCCUCGGCAUCGAACUUGGUCUCAGGUAACAACCGGAAGUAUGGGGCCAUUCUGAUGGAUGAGGCAGCUCAAACCACUGAAAUCUCAGCGUUAGUGCCCAUUGCGAAUGUCCAUGCAAGAAGACUGGUCCUGGUUGGGGACCAUUGCCAGUUACCUGCCACGGCCCUGUCUUUGGAAGCCGAGACGCGUGGCUUAACGCUUUCGCUCUUCCAACGUCUGGUGUCACGUGGCUUUCCAUCGUUUUUCCUGGACACGCAGUUCCGAAUGCAUCCGUGCAUCGCAGAACACAGCUCCAUGGAGUUCUAUGGGGGGAAGCUCCGUAGUGGUGUGAAGCCUCAAAGUAGGCUCCCUCCUCAAGGCUUUGAUUGGCCCAUCGAAGGCGAAGGCGUGGCCCUGCUGGACACCCAGCGCUUGCCGGAUCGCGCAGAGGCGCGAGAUCGCGCCUCCUGGUGUAAUCCUGCGGAGGCCUUCGUGCUGUCCGAGGUGUUGAGGUGGGCAGGAACCAAAGGGGGUUGGCCAAAGUCAGGUUUGGGGUGUAUAUUAAAUUUGAUAAUAGGCAUAAUUCAUAAUUAA